Molecule: messenger RNA, 1057 nt
Organism: Chelonoidis abingdonii (Abingdon island giant tortoise)
Lineage: Eukaryota; Metazoa; Chordata; Testudines; Testudinidae
Product: histone H4
Cellular component (GO): nucleosome
Molecular function (GO): structural constituent of chromatin; DNA binding; protein heterodimerization activity
Source: RefSeq, a predicted model, not a curated record
CUGAAUGUAGCAGAUUUUAAACCUUCCUUUGUUCAAGUUUGGAAAAUGGCGACGAACGUCAGGGAGGCGGAGGGAAACAUCUGUCGGGGAACCCGAUUGGCCAUAUUUUGCCGCAGAUUCCUACUGGAAAUGGCAGAAGGGGAGGGGGAAGUUUUACAAAGCCACAGAAUAGCACCCACCCCUACGGGGAGCCGCGUUAUCGAAAGAUUUUAUCAGAAGAGAAACUAUUCAAAAGACGAAUAGAAAAGAUAUCGUAAAGACAUUCCUAAUUUAACCAGCAAGACGCUGAGAGGCCCAGCAAUGUCAGGAAACGUGGGCUUCUAAAGCAGUUAUAAUGAUUACUGCUAGCCCUUAGCACUGAGUCUCCUAAUCCUAAAGCUAAAAAAGAAAAAAAACAUGUUGGCAUGUUUUGCAUACCUAGCGCUGUCCCGCCCCAACCGCCGCACGCAUAGACAGCGAAGAGCUUGGGAGGAGGGAAGGUGCAAAUAACCCGUCCUUUUCCCUCUGUAGUUCUCAAUCAGGUCGUACUCCAGGCAAUAUACAGAGACGUUCACCAACACUCGCUGCAUAGCCUUGUGUGCAAUUCUAGCGAAUAUGUCUGGUCGUGGUAAAGGAGGCAAGGGUCUCGGGAAAGGAGGCGCUAAGCGCCAUAGGAAGGUGUUGAGGGAUAACAUCCAGGGUAUUACGAAACCCGCCAUUCGUCGUUUGGCUCGUCGUGGGGGAGUGAAGCGUAUUUCAGGUCUUAUCUACGAGGAGACUCGCGGGGUGCUGAAAGUGUUUCUGGAGAAUGUGAUCCGAGAUGCCGUUACUUACACCGAGCAUGCGAAGCGGAAGACUGUGACUGCUAUGGACGUUGUCUAUGCGUUGAAGCGCCAGGGUCGUACUCUGUACGGAUUUGGAGGCUAAACUGUGCCAGUAAUUCUUUUCCGAAACAUCUAUAACCCAAAGGCUCUUUUCAGAGCCACCCACACUUUCAUGAAAAGAGCUGUUGUGCUUGUAUUUUUCUAUUUCGGCAGAGAAGCCCGAUAGAGCGAGAGACUGAUCUUCAUAAUCUGUU